AUGUCCCUCACCAGCGUCAUCGACCCGGAUAAUGCCCCCAAUUAUGAGGACAUGGAGAAGCAGUUCGCCGUGAGGGCAGUGCAGCAAAUGACUGUCUAUUGGGGGAUACUCGAAAAGUUGCCUGGCUCAAAACUUCGCCUGACCCGGCUUGACGACGAAAUCUUAGAGCACUUUAAGCGUGAAUUUCCAGACUUCGACCCUGCUCAAGAGAUUGAUGAGGAUGCCAUGAAGAGCAAAGAGGGCAAAGAGAAGUGGCGCAAUUUCGCCAAGGAGUACGAAAAAGGCGAGAAGAAAAUUGAAGACUACAACUUCGGCACCAUGUUGAGGAAGAGCCCCAAGACCGAGUACGGCGAAAAGGAAACGAUUUUCGUAAUUCGGGUACAAUUCUACGCGAUCGAGAUAGCUAGGAACAGGGCUGGGCUGAACGACUGGAUUUAUGAAAACGCUCAGAAGCAGGAGAAGAAAUCAUAG
Molecule: messenger RNA, 471 nt
Organism: Fonsecaea erecta
Lineage: Eukaryota; Fungi; Ascomycota; Eurotiomycetes; Chaetothyriales; Herpotrichiellaceae
Exons: 1
Coding region: 1-471 (156 amino acids)
Cellular component (GO): cytoplasm
Source: RefSeq, a predicted model, not a curated record